UUUUCCCCUCCUAUCCCAGAAUGCAUCUGUGGUGUAGCCAGACCUUACUCCACAGUGCUGUGGAGAUAAAGCUGGCAAUAUGAGACUACUGUUUUCGUAAGUUGAAACGUAAUCUCUAGGACAUUAAUAGGACAAAGGAAAGGAAACAAGGGUAGAUUGGAUAGAGAGACAGUGGGAGAAGCAGGGUUACAGAGAAAGUGAUGCAGAUGAUGUGUGUGAGCACGCAUGUGUGUGAUGUGCAGAGUGAGGGAGGACGGGCAUCAGAGUCAAACAGGGACUGAGUGCAGCAUGGGUUAAGUGCCCAAGACAAAUUAACCACGAUGUGGGACAAUAAAGUUAAUCUUGAAUCUUGAUAAGACUUUCAAACAGACACAAGGUUGUGCCAUGGGGGCCUGCUACAGCCCAUAAUAUGCAGGUCUGUUUCUGGAAAAAAAUGGGAAGAAGAUUUUGUCUUAAACCAGGAAAAGAAUGCCUACCUCAAAUACAUUAGGCUCGUUCGAGAAGAACUGCGCCUCGCCUGUAAAGUGGACGAGACCAGGCGGGAGCAGCCGGGGGCGGUGACAAGAAGCCGCGGUCAAGUUGGACACGUUUUCCAUCAGCCUUCAAAGCAUAUAAAGGAAGUCCCACGCAUGUUUACAUCCUGUUUGAUCAUCUGUAGGCUACCUGUAGUUUGCAGACAUGGUUGAGGAAAUCGCAUAUGUGUUUUUGAUGGCUGAGUAAAUUGAAUAUGAAGAGAUGCCCCUUCUUAUCCACGAUGAUGGACUUCAACAGGGAAGGUUGGUUCCAAAAAUACCACAUUUUGUUGAAGUCGUACCUUUGUACAAUGUGACUGACUUUAAAAGUCAUUUCAGACUGUCGAGAGGACAAGUAGAGGAUGUAAUGACGAUGGUGGGACCAUUCUAUACAAACAGACAGCAUACCAAGUUGCCUGUAACCCACACUGUUCUUGCCUGCCUGUGGACUCUAGCCAACCAGGCUACUAGUCGUAUAGAGGUGUUACAGACAGAUUUCAAAAUCCACCAUGUCAACCCAUCUCCAUCACUUCUGUUCCCUGGUCAACACACAUCUGUCACAUCACAUUUCAUGGCCCACAGGGGAAGCACUUCACAUAUCGCAAUUACAUUUUCAAACAACAGGAAACAGUUUUACUCCAUCAUUCUCACCGGAUUCUGUGACAGCGAGCGCCGCUUUUGUCAUGUCAAUGUAGGUCACCCUGGAAGUUGGCACGAUGCAAGAGCAUUUCGAUACACUGAUGUAGCACGGCAACUGGAAUUGAAUCCUCAGGCCCUGGUACUAGAGGGAAUGCACAUCAUUGAUGAUUCAGCCUACCCUUUGUCGCUACAUUUGAUGAAGCCCUACAGGGAUAACGGGCACCUUACUGUUAGGCAAAGGCACUUUAACAGAAAGCUCAAUGCAGCUCGUGUGGCCAUUGAGCAUGCAUUUGGCAUCUUAAAGUCAAAGUUCAGGAGGCCUCAAGUGUCUGCACGUGAAAGAAGUGGCAAACAUCAGUGCAGCAGUCACAACAUGUUGCAUUCUACACAUUUGUUUAGAUUCUGGUGACCGGGUUGAUGAAGAUGAGCACGAUGAGUCUUCUUCAACAGGACAUUGAGGAUCCACACCCACCACAGCCCAACAACCUUGAUGCCUUCCAUUACAGAGACAUGCUUUGUGCCCACCUUUAAGGAUAACAUACACUUUAGUUUACAGUCAUACCCCCUUUUUUCCCCCUCUUUCAUUUACAUUUUUGUGAGCUGAUGUGCAGUAUGCCACAGGGUGAUGUGAGGCACCUCAGGUCAAAUGCCAAGUUCAAAGUAGUAAUACAAUGUUGCAAUGUUUUAAAAAGGCUCUAAGGAGGGUUGCAGCAAAUGUGUAAGAGUCAUUAUAACCAAUUUAAUGACUUUAACUUUUGAGACGGUUACCUUACAGUUUUAAUCCUAAGGCAUUUUGAUUUGAAGUGCCUCUACAUCAUCAAUACUUCUGCUGUGCCUCAGAGUGGCAGCUCAUGGUAACUGGGUGGUAGGGCUGCUUUUUUCAUGCUGAAUGACUUAUUUCCAAGAAACGUACGAGCACAUCUCUGGUAAACACAAGAAUUAAA
Messenger RNA from Perca fluviatilis (European perch), 2095 nucleotides. RefSeq lists its product as uncharacterized. Lineage: Eukaryota; Metazoa; Chordata; Actinopteri; Perciformes; Percidae. Bases 736 to 1560 code for a protein of 274 amino acids. The transcript is spliced from 3 exons. The record is from RefSeq and is a predicted model, not a curated record.